UGCGCCCGGAAAUGCUGAUUCCACGUUUGUGUAAUCACGGCUGGCUCUGCACGGCUGCAGCCCAGGUAUGAGGCGCAGCUGGUUUGUGUCAGAGUCAAGGGUGGAGACAGGCUGUUUGCCCAGCUGGUUGAGGUGGCUCAGGCUCAGCUCAGACCUCACCUGUUUCUGAAUGGAGGAGGAGGCCGUCCAGCUGCUGAAAAGCAGACUCUCCGUGGGCCCGCAGCCUUCAGAGUCACAGCCCUUCCCCAGCAGAACCUCAUCAGCUCAGAGUCCAGAAUCUGUGCAACCACCUGGGAACAGUCAGAAUAUCAGAAGGAAGCCGGAGGAGAAAUCUGGAAGCUCUGGCCAUGGAGACGUGCCCAGGUGUGGGCGUGGAGGCUCCUGCUCCGCUUCUGAGAGGGCUGCCAGCCAGGAUCCGUGCACCGUGUGCCCAGAGGUGACUGAGCCAAGGAAGUGCCCCCAGGAAGCCAGGGGUCCAGAAAGCUCUCCACUGCCCAGCCCUCCCUCCCCCUGGGAGCAGGAGUGCCACUCAGCCACCAUGCCCUUUGCUGAGGGCUCCCCAGAAGGGUGCUUGGAAAGCCUGGCAGAAGCACCUGAAGGUUGGCCCCUCGUUCAACAUUCCAGGAGGGAACCUUCCCCCAAAGCCCCAGGGGUGGCCCUGGCAGCCUUUGUCCCUGAGGAGGACAGCUCUGCUUGGGGCAGUGUGGCCACCAUCGUGCCUAGUGCCGGAAGAGAGGGAGGCGUGAAGGAAGAGGUUGAUAAAGCGGCUUCCUCCAGUCACCUUGAACAGCAGCCAGGAAGGCCACCAGCACCUCUGAAAGAGCAGCCAUGUGCGGAGGUCAGCCAGCCAGGUGGUUUCGGGUCACCAGGGAAGGAGGCUGCAGGUGGCUUUCCCCCCACAGAGUCUGGGCAGGGGGUGGUCCCCAAGGCCCCUGCUGCAGCCCACCCAGGCAAGGAGAGCUCAGCUGGCCUGGAGGAGUCCCCCACAAAAACUGAGACCCCAAUCCUGCAAGAUCCAGCCCCAAGAGCCUCAGACAGAGAAAAAUGCCAAGUGGAGGUGAUGCCUGAAGACUUGGCUGAUGACUCGGUUUUCCUCAAGCCCUGCGGUUCUACUAGGAAAAAUUCAGGGGCUUCCCAAGAAGAGGACAUAAAUGCUGCAUCCCAGGAAAUCUGCCAGCAGCAAAUGGGAGCACAUCUACCCUGCACAGAGCUGCCCUGGGGGUCACUGCGUCCUGCCCUGGCGCCAGGGGCUGGAGGCUCUAGGAAGGAGACUCUGGAUGCCAGUGAUGCUCAGCAUUCCUCGCAGACAAGAGGGUGGGGAGCCCAGCCCGGUAAUGCUGUCUGCGCACCACCAGGUGACCAGCCCGAAGGGGUUCUGCUCAUGAGUGCUGAGCAGUCCCCGCAUGUACCGGCAGAGGAAGUGCGUCCAGCUCCAAACCUCAGUCCACAGCCGGCCACUUGGGCCUCUGCGGCUGCAGCAAAUCCCAGCUGGCUGGCCAGGGAGAUGGUUCACGGGGCUGAGAUACCAGUUCUUAGAGUUCCGGCUGAAGAGCUGGCAGGUGCUGAGUUGGGGGGACAGGAGAAGUGUGCAUCAGAUCUUGGAAGAGCGGGAGUGCAUCCAGAAGGGAUCCCCAGAGAGGUUCCUCCCCCUUUGCCCCAGGAGGAGAGGGGAGAGCUCUCCAUUAAGGAGCAAGGCCACGAAGUCCAACAAGGGGUGCUGCCCCCUCCUCUCCCCAGUACAUCAGAUGAAAGUGCCCUGGGACCAGAGCGUGAAGCCAAGGCCCCCCAAAGCCCAGCUGUGGUCAAUGAGGAAAGUGGACUACCAGAGGCCAGCCCUAGAGGACAGGAAGAAGCCCCAGAGCUGCCCAGUGCGAAUCCUGAAAACCCACAGGGAGAGCAACCCCAGGCCCUUGGCUGUAGGCCUGACCCAGAGGUGGAGAAAGAUGAGAUUUCAAAGCUGAACGGCACUGUGGAGAGCCAAGUCCUUCCCAGCACAGACUCAGCACAGCCACUCCGUGAGGAGGGCCCCCAGCCCACAGGCAGGCCGGGCUCUGUAUCAGAAGGUGCAGCUCGGAGCUCAGUGGCCCAUGCAUCUGACUCACUGCCCAAGCUCCAUGAGAACGGUCGCAUCCUGAUCCCGGGGCCGGACGGAGCUGGUGAGCAUGUUCUUCCCGAGGGAGCUGGCUGGGAGGGGCCCAGAUUGCAGACCAAAUGUCCCCACACCCUCCAGGACCUGGGGGGAUUGGGAAUAAUGGACUCUCUUCCUGCCUUGGAAUCUGAGAAAUCAAAUUUCCUGUCAACUCCUGCUGCAGAGGUUGUCCCUAAAGCCCAGGAGGUGGAGCGCAGAUCUGAAAUAAAGGCCAUGAGCCACCCAUCUGCGCGGACACCUGACAACUGUGAGGAGGCGGGCUUGCCGACAUCCCCAGACUGGUCUUGUGGGCUGGGCCAUGAUGCAGCUGGACAGGAAGCCCGGGCUGAUGGGCCACAGCCCCCUGAGGGGGAGGACUUGGCAAUGGACAGCGGGCUCACGUCGCUCAGUCUGGAGCACAGUCAGCAAGGAAUCCCGUCCUUCCCAGGGGAUAGCUGCAUACGAGUAGCUGCACCUGAGAGGCCCUCAGUACCUUCUGAGAAUCAUCUCCAGCCAUCCCAGUCAGACCCAGAUGCAUCCAUCUUUGAUAUGCUCAGGGAGAAGACCCGAGUGUGUAAAAAUGGGGAAGAGACUUAUCCAGGUGAUCCAGGUUUGAAGAAGCUGGGCACAGAUUCUUCCCAAAUCCACGUACCUGUGACACCUCAGGAGGAUGCGUGCUUGCCCACUUGUGGAGAAAAGGAGCAGGCUUCCAGAUCGGAGCUACAGAGGGAGCACCCCAAAGACAGUCUGUCUGAUGCUACACGAUCGGCUGCCAGGGACUCAGUUCUGGAGAGCCCUGCGACAGAGCAGUCGGAGUUGUCAGCACCAGUAAGCCCAGAGCUGCCUGCCCUAGGGGAGAAUGGGCAAGAGGGAGCACGCAGUGACCGCCGGCCGUCCGGGGUGGGGCCUCCUGCGGCAGACACCUCCGAAGAGUCCUCUCUUGCAGGUAACUUGAACAGAAAGGAAAAUUGCUGUGCUGGGCAAGGGCCAAGCAAGUCCCGACAAGAGCUGGUGGAUACGCUGGAAGUCAGCAGCCAGCAUGAAGAAGCAUGUCUCGGUGAUGUAGGAGCUUCUGAAGCCGCUGACACUCGGCGCCUGCUCGAGGGCUUGAGUAAAACAGAGAAGACAAGUGCGAACACAGUGGGGACUCCGCCUCGGCAGCCUGAGCCCGUGGCUCUCCUGGAUGCAGCUCACUGCCCGCCAGUUCCAGCACCCGCCAGCCCCAGCGUCACAACCACCCAGGAUGCCCCAGAGAGAGAGUCAGGUGCUGAAACCCAGGGAGGCAGACAGCAGCCAGUGCUGGCCCCACAGAAGGAAAUGGAGCAGCCCGCCACCUCGGAUGCCGAGGCCCGAGAGCUUCUUGGAAGUUUCCCAUCAGCCCAGGAGCAAGGCAGAGCUGCUGAGACCAGUGGGAACGCUGGCAGAGGGGACCUGGGGAUGCAGUCAGCUCCAGAGGAUGCAGGAGAAGCUGCUUUGAAUGCUGGAUUCCUUAAUACUGGGCAAUGCCCCUCCCCUGGGGAGGAAACUUCUACCUCUGCCCCAGCUGAGCCCUGCCAAGCUGAGCAGCCUUCGGCCAGCUGCCAGGAUGCCUUGCCACCAGCCGGAGAGCUGGGUGGGAUUCGCAGGAGCAUGGCAGAGAUUCCUGAAGCACAGGCUGUCUCCAACGCAGAGAGGCUCUUGCCAUCUGGGCCACCAGAAGACGCUGCUCCUGACCCUCCUUACCUGCAUGUGGAGGUUGCUCCCAGGGAAGGGGCAGAAGACAGUGGAGAGAAAGCUCUCUCCUCCCAAGGGCCCAGAGCUCCUGGUGAAAGCACUUCUCCCACAGAGGCGCCUCUGCUUGCCUUGGAAAAUGCCACCUCCAUGAAGCUGUCUUUGGGCCUCCCGGCCUCCCUCCCACAACCAGCAGCUACAGGUAGGGAAAUCACUGGGGCACAAGCCAGUGGUGGAAGCUCCAAAGCUGGCACUCUUGAGGGACCUGUGGACUCCAUGCCCUACCUGGACAGGAUGCCACUUCUGACCAAGGGUGAGCACAUGCUAGUGGAGGAGAAAGCAGCAGGUGCCAAACCCUAUGAGAUUCCAGCACCCCCUGCCUGUGAGGAGGGCAUGGCGGGUGAGACAGCAAAGGGGACAAAGAGCAUUGGGGAGAGGAUGGUAGAACCCCCCGAGGAUCUGAGCAGAGGCACAUCGGGUGGUCUGCAUGCGCGCUCCAAGCAGACUAGCACGGUCAGUGGCUUCCCUGACUUCAGGGAGCACAUCACCAAGAUCUUUGAGAAGGCUGGGCUCAGAGCCCUGACUGCCGAUGGGCCCCAGGGUGCACCAGGAGAAAAGGCAAGAGCUGGGAGCAGUGAGAGGGACAAGGACCUCAUUGUGCCAAGCCCAGAGAAGCUUCUAGAUGGGACUCAGGGUGUGGCCAUUGCCCCUCUCCCCACACCUUCUCCUGGACUCUGGGUGGACUCAAAGGAGAAGAAGCAAGAGUUGGCUGGAGAGGCUGAGAUUUCCUGUGUGGGUCCCCAGGCUCCAGCUCCAGAGAAGCUGCCCGGUCAGGUGGGGCCGGUCACCAAGCAAAGCCUGCGCAGCGCCAGUGUGGGAAAGGAAAUGACUGGUGUAGCCCAGAUGGUGCAGGAACAUGAGAAGCCAGAGGAGGCUGGAGGUGCUGGGCCAGGACUUGGGAGUCAGGCCCACUCACAGCAGGGCAGGGGCUGUCAGGGAUUCGCUUCAGGUCUGUCUUCACAGGUGCCUCCCCAGAGCCCCAGGGAAGGGGCCUCCCUCCAAGGCGACAGAGUUCCUCCUGGAAAACAGCAGCAGGAAACAUCCACCCUCAGCUGCCAACCUGGAGAAGAUGGAGCCUGGGGCUUUGCUCAGGCCGAGGCCCUGGGUGGCGUGUCAGUGUGCACCUCUGCCCUGGGAACAUCUUCUCCCCUUGGGGAUGUUCCAAUUGUGGCCGAGGCCUUCAGUGAGCCCUGGACCCCUGACACACUUGGGGGUGAGAAGAGGCAUGGAGGUGCUGCCCGGAUCUCAGACACGCCAGAUGCUCGGGGCGGCCAGAGUGCCCCUGAGCCACAGGCUGGAGCAGUGGCGGGCGCUCCCCUGCAGCCCAGCCCAGCGGCAGGAGCUGCUGGAGAAGCAGAGGGUGACAUCACUUUGAGUACAGCUGAGACCAGGGCACAUGUGUCGGGUGACCUGCCUGAGACGGGUACCAUGAGGAUGUUGUCGGGCAUGGCUUGGCCCUCGGUGCUGCCAGGGAGCAGUGGGGUCCCAGGCUGCUCUGAGGGGGCUCCGAGGAUGGAGGAUGAGGCUGCACGGCAUGGGGACAGCUCGGCCGGGCUCCAGCAGGCAGAGGAACAGCGUGAGCCUGAGCUCCCAGGUCCUGCUGGGAACAGGAAGGUGGCAGUGUCCUCACCUCCAGAACCAGAUGAAAGCCGGGACCUGGAGCUGCACAGCCUGGCUCCAGAAGCACCCCAUGGUGAAAGGUACUUCCAAGGAAAAAGCCCAGGACCUGGCCCAUGCACCUUGCCUUCAGUUCCUGAGAAGGAUGCUCCAAACGUCACAGGCGACGUCAUUUCAGAUGAAGCCAGAGCUGUGGGAGAUGCAGAAAGGUCAGUGAAAAGAUUCCAGGUAUCCCAAGAGAGCAGAAAUGUGAAUAUUUCCUCCUCUGUAUCAGCACUGCUGUUAUCCUGGCCCGGAGCAGAAAGAGAAAGGCAAUGCCCAUUUACUACAGCUUGGGGCUUACAGUCUGGGCCACAUUUCUGGCUGGGAGCUCUUGACUUCACCUUCUAAAUGAGUGUGUCCUAUGCUGUCUGAAUGCUGGCUGCCCAACACCAUUCACUGUUUGAACGUGGGGGGUACUUUGGAGACAUGCUGGGGUCAAGCCUUCCUCAACCAGAGCAUUUCUCCUGCAAUGAACGAUAUUAGAUGCUAGAAACAUGUAUGGAUAAUACAAAGUACUUUCAUAAAAUCCUUCAAAGAGAUUAAUCACAGUAAUAACCAGAUACCUAUUGUAUCUGAUUCCUAUUGCUGUUGUAAUAAAUUGCUACAAAAUUAGUGCCUUUAGACAAUACACAUUUAUUUUCUUUACAGUUCUAUAGGUAAAAUGUCUGACACGGCUCUCACUGGGCUGAAAUCAUGGUGUCAGGAGGCUGUGUUCCCUUCUGGAAGCCCUAGGGACCAAGGCGCUUCCUUGCUUUUCCAGAGGCUGCCCACGUCUGUGACCCACAGGCUCUUCCUCCAUCUUCAAAGCCAGCAGCACAGCCAGCAUCUUCCAGUCUCUCCCUGACUGCUUCCAUUGUCCGCCCUUUCUCUACUCUCCUCUUUCCCAUCUAAGGACCCUUAUGAUUACAUCGGGCCCACCUGGAUAAUCUAGGAUACCCUCCCUAUUUCAAGGUCAAAUGAUUACAACCUUAAUUCCACUUAUAAUCUUAAUUCCCCUUUGCCAUGUAAAGUAAUAUAUUCGUGGAUCUCAGGGAUUAAGAUGAGGACAUCCGUGGGGUGGGGUGGGGGCAUCAUUCUCCAGACCACACCAGUAGAUUUCAGAGUACCUUUCCAGUAUCAUGAAGUAUCCAGCAACUGGGGAAGGGCUGUUUCAUGGGAAAAGGAUGGCACUUGAAUGCAUCUUAGCUCUGUGCUUAAUUGGAGUAUUUUUCGAGUUCACAGAAUGAUGAGUGGGGUAUGUUUUUUAAUACAAGUGGAUAUGAUCUGGAA
Manis javanica (Malayan pangolin) is the source of this 6826-nucleotide messenger RNA. Lineage: Eukaryota; Metazoa; Chordata; Mammalia; Pholidota; Manidae. The record is from RefSeq and is a predicted model, not a curated record.